UGAAAAAUUAGUAUAUGUAUAUUUUUUGUUACAUACAAGGAAAGUCUUUUAGAAAAAGCAGUAAUUUGUGUAGAUUAAAAAUAAAGAGUACAUGCAUAUGUAAUAGGAAAACAAACGCACAAUAACGCAAUCAACCGUAUUUGACGUGCAGCGCUAACACAUUUUUUCAUUGGAAAAAAGUGUAGCAAAAAGGCAGCAUUGGAAAAAGGCGCCGCAUACAAAUGGAAUUCUACCCCCACCAACAACAACCACAUACUACUCAGCAAGUGGACGACGGUUCUCUAUCCGGCCCGGCAACUAACACAAAUACUAUCAAUAGUAACAACAGCAAUAUCAAUAUUAACAACGUUCGUAGCACAAACAUUACCCCGCCCACCUCAAAUACAAUCAGUUCAGCAGCAGCAGCCGUUCCCGUCGACGCUGCCACUGUUGCUAUCGCCAAGGAUAUGCUCCAAUUGCAUCAUGGCAGUGGUACGGCACUAACCAAUAACAAUAAUAAUAACAGCAACAAUACUAGCAACAGCAGUAAUAACAACCAUAAUAAUAGCUCUGCCCUGGAGGCCAUGAAUACAACAUCAUCCUCUAACGCCAACACCAAUUCGGUAGGUGCUGCAGCUGGUAGCAGCAGUACAACCAAUAGUGGUGUCGGCGGAGCGAACGAUGGUUCAAUCAGUGCACCAACAACAUUGGUUACCAAUCACCCACCUGCCAAUGCCUCCGACGGCAACAGCAACACCACCAAUUCGGGUGGGAGCGGCACUGACGUUUCAACGGCACCAGACAAUGCGCUCGGUUUUCUAAAAUACGACCAGGAAUUGCUAUACAUCCUUGAGCCUAUAACUAUUAUCGGACGAAACUCGUCCACAUCACACGUGCACUUUCACGUCGCCGAGAACAAUUUGGUGUCGCGAAAGCAUUUUCAAGUUCUUUACGAUGGAAAUGCACGUGACUUCUUCGUGCAGUGUCUAAGUAAAAAUGGCAUUUUCGUUGAUGACUUCUUGCAGCGACGCAAUGCUGAUCCGUUGAGAUUGCCUAACAGCUGUUACUUUCGCUUCCCUAGCACCGAGAUACGCAUACAAUUCGAAAGUUUUGUACGCGGUAGCACUUCAAGUGCCGACGCUCUAAAUAGCUCGACCAGCAGUGGCACAUCCGUUCCGUAUCAUAACAACAGCCAUCAAAAUAUAGCUGUCCUACACAAUAGCACUGGAGUUAGUGGUGGUGGAGGUGGCGGCCCUGCUCAAUUUAUUAUUUCGCCUGCGCCACCCGAUGAUCAUCAUCAUCAUCCACAUGCGGUGACUGGUUCUUCAGCGCAUGCGUCAACACAUGGCUCUCAUCAUCAGCAACACCAUGUGUCCUCAAAUGCGGUGUCGUCGUCGACUCACUUGCUACCGCACAUGGAUAAUUCAAAUGUGUACUCGCCACUAAAGAUAUCCAUACCGAAGAAGGAGCAGAAGAGCCCAUAUUUAUCACCAACUGGUACAAUAAGUGCUGCUAAUAGUUGCCCAGCCAGCCCGCGUCAAGGUUUUCAUCAGAACCAAGCCAACUACAAUAAUUAUAGCAACAACAAUUUGCAAAACCAAGAUCUAUUCCAAACACCAUCGACAGCUAGCUACAACCACAAUGAGAAGCCACCAUAUAGCUAUGCUCAGUUGAUUGUACAAGCUAUAUCAGCAGCACCGGAUAAACAAUUGACACUAUCGGGCAUUUAUUCAUUCAUUGUAAAGCAUUAUCCGUACUAUCGUAAGGAAACUAACAAAGGUUGGCAGAACUCUAUUCGCCAUAAUCUCAGCUUGAAUAGGUAUUUCAUUAAAGUGGCACGCUCUCAAGAUGAGCCGGGGAAGGGCAGUUUUUGGCGCAUUGAUCCCGAUAGUGGCGCCAAGUUGAUUGAUCACAGCUACAAGAAACGCCGUCAGCGCAGCAGCCAAGGUUUUCGCCCAUCAUAUGGCAUGCCGCGUUCGGCACCGGUCUCACCGAGUCACAUGGACAAUUCGCGUGAGAGUUCACCUUUACAGGAUUUCGUUUUGCAAUCGGCCCCUGGCUCGCCUGGCAUGUCAAUCGAGCAGCGCGCUGCCGAUGGUGAUCUUAUGUACAACAAUACAACUCAGAAUAUGCACCAUUCGACGGCUAACAAUUCCCACAAUCAAUACAAUAGUAGCGGAAGCCCAUACUAUGUUUCAAAUCAAAAUUCAGCUAUAACCGGUGGACAACAACAUCAACAGCAGCAGCAGUUGCACAAUGAGAGUGGAGCUGGCAAUAUUGGCAAUAGCAGUGGAAAUGGUGUUGGCGCCUUGAUUGCACUCAAACGCAAUCAUGCAAUGGCAGCUGGCGCACAACAGCAGCAGCAGCAACAGCAGCAAGUGCAAACGUUGCAUCCUGACAUCAUAUAUGAGGAAAUGCCCACUGACUACAGUGGAAAUAUGGAAUCGGGCGAUGAAUGUGGCAGUAUUGGUGGUGGUGGUGGCAGUAGCGGUAAUGGUGGUGGCUCUAGUGAUGCUGCCAAACGACCCAAAUACAUUUCCGAAGUACUCUGAUGUGUUGCUGUUGCCGUUUCCGUUUCUUCUAAUGUUUGCAAGUAAAUAAGCAAAUUCAACAUAAAACAAAACAAUGAUAACAUUAACUAUUGACAAACAAUUGCCGCCACAAAAUACCCGUGCGAUCUCAAAUGCAUACUUUACAUAUAUACAUACAUACAUACAUACAUACAAACAUUUAUUUUAAAUGUAAAACCAAUUUGUUAUACACAAUGCCCAAUUCAUGAAUAGGUAAUAAUUUUCAAAUGGUUCCGCCUAUUGCUUUUCGCUCACGGUAUAUUUUAAAAGCACAUGCAAAAAAAAGCAUAUUGAAACCUUUUAUCAAGCUUUUAUUAGUAUUUAAAUAGCUAAUAGCGCAUUUGGUAUUUUUUAAGAAUUUUAUGUUUUGAUCAAAAACCGUCUCACCUUAAUUAAAUUGACUGCAAUUGUUACCUUAGUGUCACCUAAAAAAAUAUUAAUACCUUUCUGAAUUGGGCUAAAAACGUGAAAACACUAAACACAGCAGCGGCACAGCGCAGAGCAAAAGACACUGAAACACAUACAUACAAAAACAGAUAGAUACAAACAUUGCAAAAACUGUUGAUGGCGAAUUGCUUAAUGCGAAUGAAAAAUUAAUAUCACAACAAAACUUGUGGAACAAACAGGAAGACAACAAACAAUGAUAAAUCUUCAUUAUUACACCAUCGGUAUAUUGAAUUUAACAAGCGAAAUAUGUAAACAAAAAAGUAAUUGUUUUAUCGUUUUUAAUCUCUCUGAAAUAUGAAUAUACAAAUCACCCUUUAUUGCUUUAAUAUUUGUUGUAAUGAUUUAUUCGUUAAACGAUUAUCAAAAUUGUAGAUGUACUUGUGUACCCUGGACGAAUUCAAUAUGCUUGAUGAUGCUAUAUUAAACUACUUAGUAUGAAAAAAAGGGACAAAACAAGAAAAAAAGAAAACAAAUUAACUACUUAAAAGUUGAAAAAAAGCUAAAUACACACAAAAAAAUCAAAACAAAAAUAAAAAACAAAUUUAAGAAAUUGUAAACAAGCAAGCAUAUGAAAGUAGUACAUUUUAAAUGGUGGAAAUAAUAAUAAUUUAAUAUACAAGUAAUAAUAAAUAUACAAGCUAAAAAUAAAGCAGCAUGUUUGGAAGCAGGAAGCAUGGAAUGGUGGAUACAAAAGCAACAUCAAAAUAGGCAAGGAAAGGCAAAGCGAAACAAAAAAUUAAUAAAUCAUCGUUGUGUGGCAACUGAAAAGGAAGCAAAAGAAUUAAUUACCUAUCUCUACAUACCUACAAUUAUAUCGAACCUAAAUCUAGAAAAACAAAUUACAACUAAUAACAAAAAUUUUAAUUAUAAAGCAAGCAAGCAAACAAACAAAACCCCAACAAACAAAUUUAUGAUAAAGAUAUGUAUAAUGAUGAUUGCACUUUAUUUCUAUUAUAAUAAUAAUAAAGAAAACUCCAUUUCAAUGUUUGGACAAAAUGUGUAUUGAGAAAAAAUACAAAGAAUAUAGAUAA
Molecule: messenger RNA, 4027 nt
Organism: Rhagoletis pomonella (apple maggot)
Lineage: Eukaryota; Metazoa; Arthropoda; Insecta; Diptera; Tephritidae
Gene: FoxK
Product: forkhead box protein K1
Exons: 8
Coding region: 222-2531 (769 amino acids)
Biological process (GO): regulation of transcription by RNA polymerase II
Molecular function (GO): DNA-binding transcription factor activity, RNA polymerase II-specific; protein binding; RNA polymerase II cis-regulatory region sequence-specific DNA binding
Source: RefSeq, a predicted model, not a curated record